Linnemannia hyalina is the source of this 618-nucleotide messenger RNA. Lineage: Eukaryota; Fungi; Mortierellomycota; Mortierellomycetes; Mortierellales; Mortierellaceae. The record is from the annotation of a GenBank genome assembly.
AUGAUCAACAUUGAGCCAUACUCCAAGACUCACUCUCGCUCUCCUUCCCCCUCUCCGGCACCAACAGGAGCAACUGAUACAACAACAGCUACCUCAACAGAACAAGCAAACAAUACCAGCACAUCAUCCUCACUCACCCCACAGGCGACAAAGACAACAGCAACAAUAGCCGGUAACCCCGAUGAUACCGCCUCUGUUACCGACUCUUUCUCCACCCUCACCGUCACUAGUCGCUCCUCCACCACAAACACAACCACCAGCAUUGAAACUGCAGCUACAACAAUUGUCGCGGAUGAGGAGCCCAAGGAAGAUCUAAGCCCCGAGGAAGCAAAGUUGCGGGCCCAGGGGUUGAAGAGUACCCACCGCCCUGGGUUCUAUAUCCACAUCAACUCACCCAAACGCCUUCGUAUCCAGACCUCGUCCAAGACCUUUGACCUUGACCGGUACUGUCCCCACGCCAAUGCCGACAUGUUGAAAUGGGGUGUCCUGAGAGACAACAACACUCUUCGAUGUGGAGUCCAUUACUGGGGCUUCGACCUCGCCAAGAAUGGACAGUGUAUCGCUCACCCAGACGAAACCCUCAACGCAUGCCCCGUUGAUUCUGGGCUCGACUGGUAA